UAUUGAAUUCAACACGAGAAAUAAAACUUUCUCGCACAAAAUGCAGUUGACACCGAUAGUAGUUUUCUAUCGUAAUGAUGGUAGAUUGUUCACAAGUAUCUAACCACAUGUUGUGAUGUUUUUGAUUGAUCAAUUUUUCCAUUAUAAAGGCUUUACACUACGAAUUUCAUUCGACUCUAGCCUUGAAGAAGAUGUUUCAAUCAAUGGAGGGCCCUGGGUGUUAAUCCACGAUCGUUCGAUUGGUAAGCGGAUGCGCAGCCGUUCAGACGACGAAGACGUUUUUGAUGAUGGUAGAUAUUUUGGAUUAUCUCCAAAGUGCAUUCAAAUGCAUUUCCAUUUGAUGAUCAGAGAUGAAUCAAAUUUAUUUUCUUUCAAACUGAACUUGAAAUCUCUUCUCACUUGUGUGGAUCUAUCCCGGAACCAUGUUAAUGAAAUAAAAAUGUCGAGUGCUCAAAAUGAAGGUCAUUUAUUGUACGUUAACUCUGCUCUCAGUCAUCACAGCAAGGGAUAAUAAUUAAUGCUUUAUUCAACCGUGUAAUAGUUUACACUUUUUCUUAACGAAUUUUAAUGUCUAUUAAACCUGUUCAGAGAAAUAACGAGUAAUCAGAGAGAGGCCACAGUUACAAUAAAUACUGUGAAAGGAUGCCCACAAGGAGGGGUUCUUUCACCUCUGUUAUGGUCAUUGGUAGUAGAUAACCUACUGGCACUUCUUGAAAGGAUAGGAUUUGAAAUCAUAGGCUUUGCAGAUGAUAUUGUAAUUGUAGUUCGUGGAAAAUAUGAGCAUGUAAUCAGAGAUAGAUUGCAAGUUGCUCUAAACUUAACCAUAGCAUGGUGUAAGGAUGAGGGUUUAUUUAUAAAUCCUCAUAAAACUACUGUUGUUCCAUUUACACGUUGAAGGAAAAUGAAAAUACCAGAUUUGCAUUUGCUGGGAACUAAAAUAGUAUUUUCUCCAAAGGUGGAAUAUUUAAAAGUAACUCUUGAUAGCAAGCUCAAUUGGAACUCGCAUUUAGAUGAAAUAAUACAUAAGGCUACGAAUGCAUCUUGAAUUAGUAAAAGAAAAUUCGGUAAUAAAUGGGGACUUAGACCUAAAAUGAUCUACUGGAUCUACACUGCUAUAGUGAGACCUAGAAUAACAUAUGCGUCAUUAGUUUGGUGGCCAAAAACAAAAUCCAAGCAUGGUCAGGAAAAGCUAGGAAAAUUACAAAGGUUAGCUACAAUUUCUAUCACAGGAGCAAUUCGUAGUACGCCAUCAAAGCACUAGAUACAAUGUUGAAUCUACUUCCCUUAUAUCUAUUCGUUCAAUUGGAGACGGAAAAAACGCACUAAGGUUGAAAAGAACAAAACUGUUUUUUGAUGAAGACCUUAGGGGUCAUUUAACUAUUCUAAAGGAAUUCAAACUUAAUCCGAUACUAACUCAGGUGGACUGGAUGAGCAGGCAAUAUAACUUUGAACGACUAUUCAAUGUGACUGAGCCAAGCCGCACUGAAUGGGAGCCAGGGAUACCUGAUAUUCACCCAGGAUCUAUAAUUUUCUACACUGAUGGUUCCAGAUUGAACGAAAGAGCCGGGGCUGGAAUAACCGGUCCUGGAGUGAACAUACCAAUUUCAAUGGGCAAGUGGCCAACUGUAUUUCAGGCAAAAGUACAGGCAAUUAUUGAAUGUGCAACAAUUUGUCUAAGGCGCAAUUAUAGACAUGCUAAAAAAAGGCAUUUUUUCUGACAGUCAAGCUGCAUUGGAAGCAUUGAAGUCAGUUACCUGUACUUCUAAAUUAGUUUGGGAGUGUAUUCAACGUCUUCAAGAGGUAGCUAAAAAAGUGCAGUGAACCUAUUCUGGGUUCCAGGGCACUGUGAAGUUGAAGGUAAUGAAAAAGCAGAUUUGUUAGCUAGAUGUGGAUCAUCGAAACCAUUCCUAGGACCAGAAUCAUUUUGUGGGGCCCCUGAAUGUACCCUCAAAGUGGAAUUCAAGAACUGGGAAAAAUCAAAGAUUGAUGGCAUCUGGACACAUAGUACAGUAGCUCGACAGACUAAAUCAUUUAUAUCACCAAGUGAAAAAGUAACUGAAAGACUUCUCAGUCUAACAAAAAAAGACCUAUGCACUUUCAGUGGCCUAGUGACAGGACAUUGUCCAAGUAAAUACCACCUAAAGAAACUACGUAAAUUGGAAGAUGAUACCUGUCGUUUAUGUAACCUAGAAAGUGAAAGCUCGGAACAUUUAUUAUGUAAUUGCGAAGCACUUUUUCAUAGAAGGCGCAAUUUCUUCGAUAAAGGUUUAAUGCAACCCUCAGAUGUUUGGAUAACUUCCCCCAAUAAGGCAAUUAAGUUCAUUCGUGCUAUAAUACCUUAUUGGGAUCAUGUCUACAGUCAGCAAGUGGAAAUCACACCAACUAAUAGCGAUACGACACCCUGAUAAGGCUUACAACAAAUAGGGGCCCGCCACAAUAGAUCAAAUAACUGGUCGUAGUGGAAAAUGUACCCAACAGGGGAAAAACACCUGUUCAGACAUUAAUACGGAGCUUCUAUGAAUAAGAUAACAGUUCUCCGUUUAAACAGAAAAUUAUCAGCGUGGAAAGAUAGGAGGAUCUCUUUCAAAGGAAAUUAAUUCAACCACAAAGGGUUAAAGAAAAAAUAGCGAAAAACUAACAUUUGGAUUUGAUGAAAUCUCGAUCUUUUCUUCGGAUACCACUUAUCAUACUUUGGACACUCUGUUGGCUAUGCCCAAUACUUCUCAAUCGGGCGGAAUUGAGGGCAGUUGGGUGGAUUGUUGUCCUUUACGAAGUAAUCAAACCCGUUGUUCCGAUACCACUGUAGUACCUCUCCGCUGUAUUGGCGGCUUGCCGACAAAAUGAGCUUUCCAGCACUGAAAGAAAAAACAUUCCAAAACAAACUGAUGUCAAAACAUUUCAGAUCAGACCACUGGGAGCGCCACAGUAGAAUAAACAGUGCGUCCAGAUAUGAAAUGACUCGAGCUUUAUUUUCCCUUUUCUGAGGACAGAAAGAGAAACGAGAUCAUCUGAUUAAAAAUGUUCCUUCUACUUCUAGACUACGAUAUCAAAACACAUAUCUGUAAACAAGUGCGAUGUAGCGUAGCGGCUCAUCCUCUCCACCAUCAUUUCGUGACUUUAAGAUUUCUGGCGAAAUACUCAUGUCUCUCAAACGCACGCGUAUUCCAAACCAAUAUACCCAAAUUGAAUUCAUUUAAGUGAAUAUAUUCAAAUUAUUGUCCAUUUUUAAGCCUUCAUGCCAAAGAAAUAGCGGAAAGCAGAUGUUGACGAAAGCAUCCAAAUUGGGCAGUGGUGAAAGGACAAUUGCUUCCCAUACGGUUACCAUCCCACAAUCUAGCGGCGAAACACUUCAUUCGAACUGCCCGCCGAAGUACCGUAGGCUGCAAAAAGAUAUACAUCAACUACAUGCCAGUAGUGUACACCUUCUUAGAAGGGAAUUGAUCCUUCCAACCACUCAAUCUUUCAAUUUCAAAACCGCUUCAUUUGAAGUAGAGAAUCCGUUACGUGGCGUUUGUCGCAUGUGCGCCAAGUAAGUCGGCCAUCGAAUGCAACUACGCCUGCUGCGAUCACCGAUUGAACGAGGAGCGCAGUUCAGAACAUUUAUUCGAUAUUUAGUCCACAAAUCGUUUAUUUUUAUACGGCCGCCGGGAUAUUAACCAGUUGGUGGUGUGAUUUGGAACCAACUUGUUUGCGAGUUAUUUCAGUCGGUUUUUCAGAUUGAUCCAUUCGAGUCCAAAUAUUUUGGCGUUGCGUGGCGUGGCGGUGAUUCUUCGAAAGUUUUCAAUUUAUUUAUUCUGAUUGUGUACCGUAAUGGAUCUAAGUCAUUGCCGUUAAGAGCCACGCCAAGCUGGUUGAAUUAGGUCGUAAACGCUCUGCUACGAUCAGCUCGGUGGAAUGAGUGCAUAAAUUUCUGCAAAUUGUGCGACACACCGCGCACGCGAGAGAACAUCGCAGAGACGCUGUGGGAGAAGAUCAAUUUGAACAGUGAAUGAGCGCCGGCGCAAAGCGCGGCCCGAAGAGACAAUGCAUUUACACCCGAGCUGCUCAGAAUCGAAUCUCUGCCUGAACUCACCGUACUACGAGCAAUUCAGCAAACCUGUUUCCGCCGGAGUAAUCGCCGCUGUCGGAAGCAAAAAACAGUCAACAGAAGGCACAGCUGGGAACAGUGUUGGUGGCGGCGGCUUUGGGACAACCGGAACGCCGAAAUUCAACGGAGCAUCAUCAACCGGAGCGGCGACAGCAGCAGUUUACAGUGGCAUUGGCGGAGGCGGAAGUGGAGCCAGCUAUCACUUGUGGGACGAGGUGAUUAGACGAUCAGCACACGGCGGCACGAUGUCACAAUCAGGCGGCGGAUAUAACUCACCCCACUAUCUGUCCUGGCGGAAGCUGCAGCUGAGUCGAGCGAAACUGAAGGCGUCCAGUAAAACGUCCGCGCUCCUAUCCGGAUUCGCAAUGGUCGCCAUGGUGGAAGUGCAACUGGACGAGAACACCACCGUCCCACCGAGCAUGCUGAUCACAUUCGCCGUAUGUACCACUCUGCUGGUAGCGGUCCACAUGCUUGCCCUCAUGAUUAGCACCUGCAUCCUGCCGAACAUCGAAACCGUGUGCAAUCUGCACAGUAUCUCACUCGUAAACGAAUCACCCCACGAAAGACUCCACUGGUACAUCGAGACGGCGUGGGCCUUUUCCACCGUGCUGGGGCUGAUACUGUUUCUGCUGGAGAUAGCCAUACUCUGUUGGGUGAAGUUCUAUGAUCUGAACACAACGGCCGCCUGGUCGGCGUGUAUCGUGCUCAUCCCAGUGCUGAUUAUAUUCGUUGUCUUCGCGUUACACUUCUACCGGUCGCUGGUGACGCACAAGUAUGAAGUGAGUGCCUCGGGCAUCCGAGAGCUGGAGAUGCUUAAGGAACAGAUGGAGCAGGAUCAGUUGGAUCUCCAUCAUCAUCAUGGUGGACCACCGUACCAAUCGGUGCAGAUCGUCUGAUCGAGUGCGAGAUCGAGUUCGCGUACACGGACGCCAACGUGUGUGAAUCUGUGAUUGUGAUUGCUAUUGGUCACACAUUUGAACAUUUUUUUGUUUUGUUGAAUCUUGGAACCAGCUGUAAUCUUUAUUCCUUUUUAUUAUUACUCAUUAACGUAAUAGUUUUAAGUCCACACCAUCCUCUCCCAUUGAACAACACACCGUGAGCGAAGGAACCUUCCCCACUAAUUGUGAUUAUGCGCUUAAGUGAAAUGAACUAAAGACAUACCUAGCAAGCUUUUACAAUUACAAAUAGUGUUCGUUUCCACUGAAGAAACUUA
Messenger RNA from Toxorhynchites rutilus septentrionalis, 5300 nucleotides. It is a transcript of the gene Orai, whose product is annotated as calcium release-activated calcium channel protein 1. NCBI's taxonomy places the organism in Eukaryota, Metazoa, Arthropoda, Insecta, Diptera, Culicidae. Bases 4024 to 4983 code for a protein of 319 amino acids. Gene Ontology annotation, molecular function: store-operated calcium channel activity. Gene Ontology annotation, cellular component: membrane. The transcript is spliced from 4 exons. Gene Ontology annotation, biological process: store-operated calcium entry. The record is from RefSeq and is a predicted model, not a curated record.